GGCGACCUCCAAAGAGAUCAAGGUAGUGGAAGUGCCUUAGAUAGAGCCCACGGGAGUUUGCUCUCCAGACGCUUAGGUUCUCUGAAUAAAAAGCGUUAAGCUUCCGGGGAAUACAGCACGAACAACCAGGACCCCAACUAAGGCAGAAAACAUAAUUCUAAGAUUUCUUCGGAGGGACGAGUGAAACCCUCCACCCACGCCCUUCCAGGAGUCUCCGGCUUUCAGCCUCGAGACUCCGCCCUAGAGGCGGUACCGAGGAGGGAGACCCGCCUCCUGAUCCUAGAUGGCCGAGGGAGACUAGCGCGCGUGCGCAGAGCUUGCAUCACAUCCGCCGCCUGGGCGCCCAAUUCCGGAAGGUGCUGCACAGCUGUGGCGGCGGAUACUGUGUUAGUGAUUAGAGUUUCUUUCCUGCCGGAGGUGGGAUACACGGUAGCAUCAUGGUCGAGGAGGUACAGAAACAUUCUGUACACACCCUUGUGUUCAGGUCAUUGAAGAGGACCCAUGACAUGUUUGUAGCUGAUAAUGGAAAACCUGUGCCUUUAGAUGAAGAGAGUCACAAACGAAAAAUGGCAAUCAAGCUUCGUAAUGAGUAUGGUCCUGUGUUGCAUAUGCCUACUUCAAAAGAAAAUCUUAAAGAGAAGGGUCCUCAGAAUGCAACGGAUUCAUAUGUUCAUAAACAGUACCCUGCCAAUCAAGGACAAGAAGUUGAAUACUUUGUGGCAGGUACACAUCCAUACCCACCAGGACCUGGGGUUGCUUUGACAGCAGAUACUAAGAUCCAGAGAAUGCCAAGUGAAUCAGCUGCACAGUCCUUAGCGGUGGCAUUACCUUCACAGACCAAGGCUGAUGCAAAUCGUACUGCACCUAGUGGAAGUGAAUACCGACAUCCUGGGGCUUCUGACCGUCCACAGCCUACAGCGAUGAAUUCAAUUGUCAUGGAGACUGGCAAUACCAAGAACUCUGCACUGAUGGCUAAAAAAGCCCCUACAAUGCCAAAACCCCAGUGGCACCCACCGUGGAAACUCUACAGGGUUAUCAGUGGGCAUCUUGGCUGGGUUCGAUGUAUUGCUGUGGAACCUGGAAAUCAGUGGUUUGUUACUGGAUCUGCUGACAGAACUAUAAAGAUCUGGGACUUGGCUAGUGGCAAAUUAAAACUGUCAUUGACUGGGCAUAUUAGUACUGUGCGGGGCGUGAUAGUAAGCACAAGGAGCCCAUACCUGUUCUCUUGUGGAGAAGACAAGCAAGUGAAAUGCUGGGAUCUCGAAUACAAUAAGGUUAUACGGCAUUAUCAUGGACAUUUAAGUGCAGUGUAUGGUUUGGAUUUGCACCCGACAAUCGAUGUGUUGGUAACCUGUAGUCGAGAUUCAACUGCACGGAUUUGGGAUGUGAGAACUAAAGCCAGUGUACACACAUUAUCUGGACAUACAAAUGCAGUUGCUACAGUGAGAUGUCAGGCUGCAGAACCACAAAUUAUUACAGGAAGCCAUGAUACUACAAUUCGAUUAUGGGAUCUGGUGGCUGGAAAAACAAGAGUGACAUUAACAAAUCACAAAAAAUCAGUUAGGGCUGUGGUUUUACAUCCAAGACAUUACACAUUUGCAUCUGGUUCUCCAGAUAACAUAAAGCAGUGGAAAUUCCCUGAUGGAAGUUUCAUUCAAAAUCUUUCCGGUCAUAAUGCUAUUAUUAACACAUUGACGGUAAAUUCUGAUGGAGUGCUUGUAUCUGGAGCUGACAAUGGCACCAUGCAUCUUUGGGACUGGAGAACUGGCUACAAUUUUCAGAGAGUUCACGCAGCUGUGCAACCUGGGUCUUUGGACAGUGAAUCAGGAAUAUUUGCUUGUGCUUUUGAUCAGUCUGAAAGUCGAUUACUAACAGCUGAAGCGGAUAAAACCAUUAAAGUAUACAGAGAGGAUGACACAGCCACAGAAGAAACUCAUCCAGUCAGCUGGAAACCAGAAAUUAUCAAGAGAAAGAGAUUUUAAUGAAUGUGGAAUUUUUUCUCUCUCUUUUUUUUUUCUUUUUAAUUAAAAAAAAAAAAGCUUGGCGUUCAUGAGGAUAUCCAGUCAUUUUGUGCUCUGGCUGGGAAUAUAAAGGAGAAAUUCACUUGCUUCAAUCGUUGCUGCUUCAUAUUUUACAAUAAACUGUCCCCUGUCCCCUA
Messenger RNA from Gorilla gorilla gorilla (western lowland gorilla), 2158 nucleotides. RefSeq names its product pleiotropic regulator 1 (gene PLRG1). Bases 438 to 1982 code for a protein of 514 amino acids. NCBI's taxonomy places the organism in Eukaryota, Metazoa, Chordata, Mammalia, Primates, Hominidae. Gene Ontology annotation, cellular component: catalytic step 2 spliceosome; Prp19 complex; precatalytic spliceosome. Gene Ontology annotation, molecular function: protein binding. Gene Ontology annotation, biological process: mRNA splicing, via spliceosome. The record is from RefSeq and is a predicted model, not a curated record. The transcript has 15 exons.